Messenger RNA from Klebsormidium nitens, 348 nucleotides. The record is from the annotation of a GenBank genome assembly. NCBI's taxonomy places the organism in Eukaryota, Viridiplantae, Streptophyta, Klebsormidiophyceae, Klebsormidiales, Klebsormidiaceae.
AUGAGGUCCUGUCCAGUUCAAACAUCGGCUGCCAGCCCGUUCAUUGGUACUUGCCAACGGCAUCUUCGGCUUUGCGUCUCGAGAGUCGCUGUGAACGCGCGCGCGCGGCCGGGAGGCGCGCUGUACGAGCGGUUUCUGGACGCGAUGGCGGGACACGUGGCAGACCUGGGAGGUGCGUUCCAAUCGCUUAUGGGCUCCCGCGAUCAGGUCACGGCGCCGCUCACCUUCGCCUUCCACGGCACUCCUCCCCCCAACGUUCCGUCCAUCCUGGAGAACGGAAUGCUGCCAGAAAAGAGGGUAGCGGGCGGGGACUGGUUCGGAACGUCACCAAUCACGAGCUUGCCCUAG